GCCUAAGAGCGAACACUGCCAGAGCGGAAAUGAGGCUUGGCGUGUGGGCGGGGCUCGGCAGCAUGUCGGCUGCGUUGCUGCGGCGCGGCCUGGAGCUUCUGGCAGCAUCAGAGGCCCCUCGUGCCGCCCGCGGCCAGGCCAAAGCAAGCGGAGCUCCGGUGACGCGGACCCGGAGGGCGAGGGCAAAGGCAAAGGCCUCCCAGGGCCUGAAACUACGGAACUCAGCGAAGGGAAAGGUGCCUAAGUCCGCCCUAGCUGAGUACCAGAAACGACAGUGUCAAGACCACCUCAAAGCAAAUCUGAAGUUUAUGACCAGCGUGAGAAGCACCGUGCCAGAGUCUGUGACCCAGCAGAUUCUGCAGCAGAACCAAGGCCGCAAAGCUUGUGAUCGGGUAGUGGCCAAGACGAAGAAGAAGAAGGCUGAGGGCACUGUGUUCACUGAAGAAGACUUCCAGAAAUUCCAGAGGGAAUAUUUUGGCAGCUAGGCUUCCUGGAGGAAUAGUGGGGACACAAGGGACUAACCUCCCUUGAUUGCCAUACCUCCGCUGUCUCUGUGCCAUGGGUGACCAGCAUGUGACAGUGCAAUCUAGCCUGGCUCAGGAAGCCUCUAGAGCUGGUAUUCCAGGGACACUGGAAUAGAACUACAAGCCCUGGGGCAAAUUUGCCCUCAAAUUGAAAUAGACUUGUGUUGAUUUGGUUGGAGCCAUCCAUGCCCUGUCAGAAAAAAUUCUGACCUGUGACCUUUGACCAGGACAAGACCCUAGGGCUCUUUGCUGUGAAACGGCCAGGUACGUGGCCCUCUCAAGAACUAUAUGUCAGCUGUUGGGUUCAAGUAAAUGUGGAUCUGAGCAAA
Messenger RNA from Phodopus roborovskii (desert hamster), 853 nucleotides. RefSeq names its product ribosomal protein S19 binding protein 1 (gene Rps19bp1). Gene Ontology annotation, molecular function: enzyme binding. The transcript is spliced from 4 exons. The record is from RefSeq and is a predicted model, not a curated record. NCBI's taxonomy places the organism in Eukaryota, Metazoa, Chordata, Mammalia, Rodentia, Cricetidae. Bases 30 to 485 code for a protein of 151 amino acids. Gene Ontology annotation, cellular component: nucleolus.